Medioppia subpectinata is the source of this 2184-nucleotide messenger RNA. NCBI's taxonomy places the organism in Eukaryota, Metazoa, Arthropoda, Arachnida, Sarcoptiformes, Oppiidae. The record is from the annotation of a GenBank genome assembly.
AUGAUGGGAUUCUCGGCGGUUGGCGUUCAAGCACUUGAGAAGGAUGAAAACAUCUUAUUGGGCGCUCCGGGAUAUCGAGACUUUUCGGGAUCUGUUAUAAGACAGUGGACUGACAAUCGAGAGGAACAGUUAGAGUUGGAAAAGUUGCUCGAAGUGGUCGAUUCCCGACUCCCGACAUUCAAUAGUUAUUUGGGUUAUGCGAUAACCACUGGCUUUUUCGAUGCAAACCUCGAGUAUGUAGUGAUUGGCGCUCCAAGACAUCGACAUUUUGAUGGAAAGGUUUUAAUACAUCCUUUGAGUGAUUUUUCCGAAAGGAAACGAAACAGAUUUCAGGGGUAUUUGAUUGAAGUGAACGGCAAACCAGAAGCAAAAGGCGAAUAUUUCGGGGCAUCUCUUUUGGCACUCGAUAUAAAUAACGAUAAAUUUGAUGAUCUUAUAGUCGGAGCUCCUCUUUAUUCCACUAAUAGAGAUCGAGAUAUCGGAAGGAUUUAUGUAUUUUUAAUGAAUGAUAAGGGAACAGAAUUCAUAAAAGAAGAAUUAAUUUCUGGUCAUAAAAGUGGUGGUCGUUUUGGUAGCGCAAUGGCUUCAAGUGAUAUCAAUCUCGACGGCUAUAGAGAUGCCAUUAUUGGCGCCCCAUAUGAGAGCAACAGUGAUGGAUCUAUGGGUGCGGUCUAUAUCUAUAUGGGUUCAGAAUUGGGAUUAAAUCUUAAAUUCCGGGAACCGGAAUUUCUGAUUGAUAUCAUAACAGCUAUUGAAGUGAAACUGUCUGUUCAGUUGCCAAACGAGUCAUCAGAUAUUUUUUGCAAAGACUGUGGUAUCGCUAAAACGAUUUCCAAAUAUAGCGGUCAACGGAUUGAGAGGAAUCUCAUUGAAGGACUUCACGACACGAUCGACAUUGAGAUCAGUGUUAUUAAUAGCGGCGAAGCCUCACUCAAUACAGAACCGGAAUUUCUGAUUGAUAUCAUAACAGCUAUUGAAGUGAAACUGUCUGUUCAGUUGCCAAACGAGUCAUCAGAUAUUUUUUGCAAAGACUGUGGUAUUGCUAAAAGUCAUUCAACAUUUGCUUAUAUAGACUUUGAACACGGCUGUCAAUCCGGCAAAUGUUUAUCUCGUCUAAGACUGACAGCGAUUUCCAAAUAUAGCGGUCAACGGAUUGAGAGGAAUCUCAUUGAAGGACUUCACGACACGAUCGACAUUGAGAUCAGUGUUAUUAAUAGCGGCGAAGCCUCACUCAAUACAGUCGUCGACAUCAAAAUGACACCAAUUUUAUUGGAUUUGACAAACAGUGCCGAAGCGGACAGAUGUAAACCAAUGACCAACACGUCGUCCUAUCGGUGCGAAGUCAGUCGUAUUCUCCAGAAGAAUAGCAAAGAGAAUUUGAAUCUACAUUUCAUUGUCGCCAGAAUUCCCACAAAUAAUAUUCAAAUUGAUUUCAAAGUCGAGAGCAGUAGUGAUAUCGAAAAGACCAGUAAAUUAACCGAUUCUAUGAAUUUUGAAAUCAUAAGGAAAGCGAGUUUAAUGAUUAUGAGUGAAGCGACAAAUAAUUUUUCGUUUUCAGAUAAGACGCCGAGAGUUUCAUUUCACGUUUCGUAUAGUUUAGUAAAAUCUGGUCCGAGUUCUAUAGACUCGGCAUUUAUUGAGUUACGCCUUCCGCACAACAUUAUAGUUCCCGACAGCAAUUGCGACAAAAACUCGGAUUAUUGUUCAAAAUAUUUGUGCCGUUUGCCUAAAUUCAAUUCCGGCGCUUAUUCACAGCCAUUCACUCUUUCAUUAUCGUUAAUCCCAUCGAGAAUUAAGGACAAGAAUUUUAACCAAAUUGUUUUCAAACUCAAUUCUGAGCUGAAAGUGGAGGACAAAGUGAAAUUUGAGACCCAAAUCACAUCAUUCACAUCAAUGAGCGUUUAUAUGGCCAGAGAUGUGCCCAUAAUUGACGAGAAAGUCGAGCCGUGGGUACUAUUCUUAAGCGCAGGAUUUGGUGUAUUUAUUUUGAUUAUAACUGUUAUUGUGUUGAUUAGAUACGGAUUCUUCAGACGAAAAAAAUUGGAAGAGAUUGAGAAAGUGAAGCAAAGGAUGUCAAUGAGACCAGACAUGUAUGACAUCAAUGUCUUGGAUUUGGACGACGAAGACUUGGACGAGACCUCCACUUCCAAUGACAAACAAAAGCACGAAAAGCCAUCAAAAUAA